Messenger RNA from Nerophis ophidion (straightnose pipefish), 2535 nucleotides. Its product is annotated as zinc finger protein 180-like. Lineage: Eukaryota; Metazoa; Chordata; Actinopteri; Syngnathiformes; Syngnathidae. The transcript is spliced from 3 exons. Bases 313 to 1638 code for a protein of 441 amino acids. The record is from RefSeq and is a predicted model, not a curated record.
ACGGCGAGGAUAAAGCAAGAUGGCGUCUGACGGUGAAGACGUUAUUGCAGUCGUCACAGUUCAAUGUUCUUAAUCUGUUCCUCCAUGUACACAUAUAUGUCCUUUAUUACACUCUAGUAAAUAGAGUAAACAUCGUUAAUAACUGUUUGCAUCCGGUUAUAUUAGUGUGAGCGCACUUUGAUGCUUCUCGAGCUAGCUUAGCCUGCUAGUUAGUUUAGCUUGUUAGCUGCUAACAAAGAGAGGCGGAAGUGAUCAAAACACAUCACUAAGUAAAGAUCAAGUGUGAGUGUAAAGUGUUGUGAUUGUGUGAAAAUGUGCCAAAGAACCACAGCAGAGUACGAGGAGGAACUUUGUCCAACAAAAGAGGAGAAGGAGCGACAACAUGAAAAACAUCAAGUUGUGUUACACAGAACAGACAUCCAUCAGCUGAUUGGACACCAAGAAGAAUGUCUCCCUCAUCUGCAGGGGGACAGUUUCACUUUAGAGUAUCCACAGCCCUCACAUUUUAAAGGGGACAAAGAUGAGCCACAGCCCUCUUAUUUUAAAGAAGAAGAGGAGGGAGAGUGUCCUGUAGGGCAGGAGGAGGCUGAUGUCAGCAAGUUUCCACUGACUGUUGUCUCUGUGAAGACUGAAGAGCAUGAAGACAAACCACCUGAGUCCUCACAGCUUCAUCACAGUCCAAACGUCUGUGAAGAACAUCUUCACCCUGAGCAACAGAAGUGGAGCUUCAGGAUGCGAACGGAGGAGCCACAGCCCUUCCACAUUAAGAAGGAAGAGGAAUACCUACUGACCCCCAUUUUUAAAGAGGAAGAGGAGGACCCACAGACACCCCAUUUUAAAAAGGAAGUGGUGGAUCCACUGAGCCCUCACAUUAAAGAGGAAGAGGAAGAACACAGCAUCAAUCAGCAGGGAGAGCAUCUUGAAGGACUGGAGGAGGUUGAUGUCACCAAGAUGCCAGUGACUGGUGUCCCUGUGAAGAGUGAAGGUGAUGAGGUGAAAGGUGAAAGUGAGGAGAGGGGAGGGGGGGAGCCUCCAAGCAGCAGCUCAACACAACACAUGACAACAGAAGCUGAUGGAGACCACUGUGGAGGAUCACAAGCAGACAAGCUCUUAGCUCCACUAUCAGAUAGUGAGGACACAACGUCACACUCUCCUGACACUGAUGAUGAAGACUCUAAAGAUGAUAAGACAUGUCACACUGACAACACUCACUUCACAUCUUCUCACUGUCACAAAACUUUUAAAUACCAUUGUAGUCUGAAAAGACACAUGAGAAUACACACUGGAGAAAAACCUUUUUCUUGUUCACUCUGUGGUAAAGGUUUUACACAAAGUCAACAUUUGAAAGUACACAUGAGAAGACACGCUAGUGAAAAACCUUUUUCUUGUUCAAUCUGUGGUAAAGGUUUUACACAAAGUCAACAUUUGAAAAGACACACUAGAACACACACUGGAGAAAAAUCACAUUCCUGUUCAAUCUGCAACAGAAGCUUUUGUGAAAAAUCAAGCCUUGUAGCACACAUGAGAAGACACCAAGGAGAGAACGUGUUGAGUUGCAGUGUGUGUGGUGAAAGAUUGUCUUCUAAGUACCAGUGUAAGAAACACAAGUGUGCUGGUGAGAACAGCAGCAGCAAAUGAAACUGCAGGAUUUGAAAUAAACUGUCCAGACUUUCAUUUUGACUUUCUAACAACAUCAGCACAUAUAACAUGUGUGACAUUGUUGUUUGUCUAACAAUCUGGUUAAUAUGCUUCUGCAUUUAUAGAUUAAGAUAGUUUGAAAUAUGAAAGUAUUACAUAUUUGUAUUUGUAAUUGUUGAUAACCCCAUAGAUUAUCACCUUUAUAUGAUAUACAUAUGUACUGGUUCACAUCUGGAACAUCUUCUGGACCACUUCAGGAAGCAUAUUAUUAUUUACUUUAUACAUCAUUUAAACAGUUGUCUUUUAUACAAUUUUAAAAUGUCUGACCUUAUGAAUCAUUUGUUGGGUCUCUUUAAUUAUCGUUAUUACUCUGUAUUAUGAUGAUUGUGUUGUGAUUAUUUUAUAUGUAUGUCCCCAGACCUUUACGUAAUCUAAACGUGAGAGAAAAUGGCAGAUUAUUUUUGUGAAGGGAUGGUUUUGUUUUUACAAACUUACAUUUGUCGAUAUAUUAAAUAAAUCCAGUAUUGUGUUUGAAACAUUUUUUUAAUGUUUUUUUUUCUUUUUUAACAUGCCCACAACAACAUCAAUAUCAGUCAAAGUUUGGAGUGUCAGACAAAAGCCAAUAUUGUACAUCAUCCCACAGAGAUUUACUUUGCAUACAUUCUUAAAAUAAACUGUUUAUUGUGUUUUCCUAUCACAGAUCGAACAAGUGUUGUCUUCAAUUGCAAAACAACAUCCAAAAUAUUACUUUAAGUGGUCAAUUCCGACUUUUUUUCUUUCAUUAACUCUUUUGCCUUAGAAAGAAUGGAAACUUUUAAGUUAUGAGUAUUUUUCUUGUUCCAGGUUGUACUUCAUGAAAUAAUCAAAUAAUAAAAAUGUUAUCAGUCAAUAAGUGCA